GAAGUAUAGGGGUGCGGCAAAGUGCGCUGGGACAGAUUCCCACCGCGUGAAGGGGACACGAAGGGAGAGGGAGAGGGCGAGGGCGAGGGACAGGUAUCGAGCCGAGACAAACUCUGCCACUCACACUGACCGCCCUGCUCUAACGUCACCUCACGGGAGCUCGGUUCUCCCGGCUACCUAACGUUUCCGUCCGCUCUCUGAGAGAAGGAUCCUCGGACGUACCCCUCCGGCGCGCCUUGACAGAGCUCGGCUCUGCGCGACAGUCACCAUGCGCUACAGGGUGGUGGUCAUGUACACCGAGAUCGGCUGCUUUGUGCUGUGCGUCUCCGGCUGGAUACUGGUGUGCUCCACCAUGCCCACGGAAUACUGGAAUUACUCCACCGUUGACAGCAUUGUCCUCACCACUUCCAACUACUUCUCCAACCUUUGGAAGGACUGCAUUUCCGACUCCACCGGCGUAUCUGAUUGCAAAGAGUUCCCGUCUAUGCUGGCCUUAGAAUUGUACAUUCACGUGUGCAGGGCCCUCAUCAUCAUCUCUAUCAUCCUGGGCUUCUUUGGAGCCAUUCUGGCCCUGGUGGGGAUGAAGUGCACUAAGAUUGGGGGCUCAGAGAUCGUCAAUGCCAAAGUCACAUUUGCAGCCGGCAUAAACUACCUGGUCUCAGGGUUCUGUGCCAUGAUUGCAUUCUCCUACUAUGGAAACAAGAUAAGAGCUGAAUUUGUGGAUCCCAAUUUCAAGGCUCAGAAAUUUGAGAUUGGAGCUGCUGUUUUUGUAGGCUGGGGUGGCUCCUCCCUGCUUAUUGUAGGCGGCUUUGUCUACAGUUUCUUCGGUGGAAAGGAAGGCCUCAGCUCCCAGUCAAAGUAUCCAAAGAAGCCUGCAUCCUACGUCACCGCUCGAACCCGGCGCACAUACAUGCUGCCGCCCCCAACCAAAGAUGGAAGAGACAGCAGAACCAGAACCAACAGAUCCCUCAGCAGAGGUCCCUACAUCCAAACCACCAGAUCCGUCAGUAGAGAUCCCUACGCCCAAUCCGCAAGAUCCCUCAGUAGAGACCCUUACGCCCAAACCGCCAGAUCCUUCGGUAGAGAUGCCUAUGUGUAACUCACCAUAUCCAUGAGCUGAGAUAUUUAUGUGUAAUCCCCCAAAUCCAUCAGGACAAAUGCCCAUUGUCUAAGCUACCAGAUACUUUUGUAUGAUUAAAUUGCCCCUCUAUAAAGAAAGCUGGUAUCUCUGCGUAGAUAUCUCUGCAGAUUACCAGGAAACAAAAUGCAGAUGAUGAAGCUUUUAACCCAUAUUAUAUAGUCUGUACAUUAUAGUUUACACACCUGCUUAAAACUGCUUAUUGUAUUAAUUACUCACAUCUCAUGUGCUGAAGACAGAAUACUGUGUCUUAAAUUGUGAAGUAGUUUUCUAUUGCACUGUUUCACUUGGAUUGAAUUCACUUACAUUGUCUGUAUCUCACUGUCAUGUGCUUUCUGAACAGCAGAGGGCAGUAAUCAUGCAGAAAAUGAAGAGAAAAUCAGAUUUCUUGUAAAAUGUUCAAGUGUGU
This is a messenger RNA of Megalops cyprinoides (Indo-Pacific tarpon), 1547 nucleotides long. RefSeq names its product claudin-10-like. Lineage: Eukaryota; Metazoa; Chordata; Actinopteri; Elopiformes; Megalopidae. The record is from RefSeq and is a predicted model, not a curated record. Gene Ontology annotation, biological process: bicellular tight junction assembly; cell adhesion. Gene Ontology annotation, cellular component: plasma membrane; bicellular tight junction. The transcript has 5 exons. Gene Ontology annotation, molecular function: structural molecule activity. Bases 269 to 1099 code for a protein of 276 amino acids.